UCAACUACAAUUCCUUCCUUAUGGUGCCCUGAGCAUGUUUGCACGCCGAAUGCGUUUGUGUAGAUAUGAGCGAGCUAGCAGCUUUAAAAGCCCUUAGCAAGGCAAAGGAGAGCGAGGAGAAGCGCAUACAGGAGAGGCGGAGGAACUUAAUAGUGCUAAUUUUGAGACACCUCGCGGACCAUGGAUACACGGACACAUAUGAGAGGCUAUGCACGGAAUCAAACCUCUCAUUGCAAAAGGUAGACGUUGCUGACAAUGUAGACCUCCUACGGAUUCUGCAAGAGUUCGAGGAGUCAUAUGAACUCAAGUUCGGGAAGCGCCCCAAGGUGGUGCGCCGUUUGGUCGAGGAGGUGUCAUCUGGCGGCGGUGGCGUCCGGGUAAGGGCAGCAUCUGGAGGCCCCCGGCCGGCGCCCAUCAAUGGUGCUGGGCAGGCUGGGGGCGCGAGUGGCUCCCCCGCCUCAUCAGCAGGCGGUGUACCAAUUGGGGCGGCGAUGGCACGGCCGCCAGGUGCUCCGGGUCUGGAGGGUCCGCCCAUCAGCGGUGCGCUGGCAGCCAAGCAGCGGCGGGACGCCGGCGCGGCGGCGGCUGCGGUGGGCGAGGUCGGCCGCAAGGCGGAGCUGCUGGAACGGCGACAGGCGGCCAUGAACAGCGUGAAGCCGCCGCCGGAGGUGGGCAUGCAGCGCAUCGCGGGCGUGCAGGUGGACGGCCGCGGCGGCGUGCUGGCAGGCAUGUCGCGUGAGGACGUUGCGGCAGCGCAGCUGCAGGGGCUGUGUGUGGCGGGGCAGGCUGCGCCUAUCGCUGCCAGCCGUGCAGCCGCAGCCGGCAACGGCAGCGACAGCGACAGUGACCCCGACAACUUUUUUGAGCGGCGGGUGCUCAAACCACUACCGCCGCAGCUGCAGGGCGAGCUGCGGGAGCUGGGCGCCGCCAUCACUCGCGACAUCUUCACCGACAGCCCCAACGUGCGCUGGGAGGACAUCGCGGGGCUGGACAGCGCCAAGCGGCUGAUCAAGGAGGCGGUGGUCAUGCCCAUCAAGUACCCGCAGCUGUUUACGGGCCUGCUGGCGCCGUGGAAGGGAGUGCUGCUGUACGGGCCGCCCGGCACCGGCAAGACGCUUCUAGCCAAGGCUGUGGCCACCGAGUGCCGCACAACAUUCUUCAACAUCUCCGCCUCGUCCAUCAUCUCCAAGUGGCGCGGCGACUCGGAGAAGCUCGUGCGGGUGCUGUUCGAGCUGGCCCGCUACCACGCGCCUUCCACUGUCUUCCUGGACGAGAUUGACGCCCUGAUGGCGGCGCGCGGCGGCGAGGGCGAGCACGAGGCCAGUCGCCGCAUGAAGACAGAGCUGCUCAUCCAGAUGGAUGGGCUGGCUCGCGGCGGAGAGCUGGUGUUUGUGCUUGCCGCCACCAACUUGCCCUGGGAGUUAGACAUGGCGUUGCUACGGCGCCUGGAGAAGCGCAUCCUGGUGCCGCUGCCCAACACAGCAGCGCGCAGAGCCAUGUUCGCCACGCUGCUGGUGGGCCGAUGUGCGCCCGACGUCAGCCCAGACAUGCUGGCGGAGCGGACUGAGGGCUACAGCGGCAGCGACGUGGCUGUGGUGGCCAAGGAGGCGGCCAUGCGGCCGCUGCGGCGCCUCAUGUCGAAACUGGAGUUGGACGGACCUGUGGACCCCAACAUCAAGGUGGAGCUGGGGCCCGUUACGGUGGAGGACGCGCGUGCGGCGCUGGAGGUGACCAAGCCCAGCGCACGGCUGCACGAGGACAAGUACCGCAAGUUCAAUGACGACUACGGGCAGCUGGCCACGUAGCCAAACAUGUCAGGCAUGCCAUGAUGCGCUAGGAAGGGUCCUUGCGUCCAUUUAUCUGUUUUUAUAUCAUGGUGGACAACACUCCACAGUGAAGGGAAUAGUAGCUCGGGCCUCUGACGGCACGCCACGCACCUGCUCUGGCUGGCAUCUGCGGGGCUUAGGGCUGUGGCGACCAGUGAAGCGGGCCAGGCGCAGAGGACAGACCAGGGCAUGGCUCGGCUUGUCGUUUCCUUUCGCUGCGAAUGUGUGUAACGUAUGGUAUUUGUGGAAUGUAGGACUGUAUGUGGUAUGGUGGGCAGCUUUCAUGGAGCAUAGAGUUCUCAGUGUCAGUGUGCUUACAAGUCUGGCCUUUGCGAAGACCGCAAUACACCGCAUGGGUGUCUGGGGGUCGACAUGCUCCUUCCUAUCCGUCGUUCCGCACGGUCCGCACGGUACACAAGACGAAGGGCAGGACGUAAGGCCCCCUGAGGGCUUCCGACGAGGAAGGCUACUCACCAAAUGAACUAGAGGAGAGAACCCCCGGUGAAACGGAAGCAAGUCCUGCUAGCCCAAGGCCCAGAGGACGACGUCGGCGUUGCAGGUGGCACGCCCCUCAAGUGUAGAGCAGGUUUCGCUCGUGAGCUGCAUCAGCAGGUCCCUGUUGUAACCAAUGCAAUCU
Chlamydomonas reinhardtii is the source of this 2463-nucleotide messenger RNA. RefSeq lists its product as uncharacterized. Lineage: Eukaryota; Viridiplantae; Chlorophyta; Chlorophyceae; Chlamydomonadales; Chlamydomonadaceae. The record is from RefSeq and is a predicted model, not a curated record. The transcript is spliced from 14 exons. The coding region runs from base 66 to 1805 and encodes 579 amino acids. Gene Ontology annotation, molecular function: ATP hydrolysis activity; protein binding; ATP binding.